AUGUCUUUCUUCCUUGUAGAUUUAAGACCCAUGAACAACAGGUCAGCAACACACAUUGUGACUGAGUUUGUUCUCCUGGGGUUCCCUGGCUGCUGGGAGAUACAGAUUUUCCUCUUCUCACUGUUUUUGGUGGCUUAUAUCUUGACCUUGCUGGGGAAUGGAGCCAUUAUCUGUGCAGUGAGAUGGGACCCACGGCUACACACCCCCAUGUACUUUCUGCUGGGAAACUUUGCCUUCCUUGAGAUCUGGUAUGUUUCCUCCACUGUUCCUAACAUGCUAGCCAACAUUCUCUCCAAAACCAAGGCCAUCUCAUUUUCCGGCUGCUUCCUCCAGUUCUAUUUCUUCUUUUCCCUGGGCACAACUGAAUGUCUUUUCCUGGCAAUAAUGGCUUAUGAUCGGUACCUGGCCAUCUGCCGACCACUGCACUAUCCUACCAUCAUGACUGGGAAGCUCUGUGGAAAGCUGGUGUCUAUCUGCUGGCUCAUUGGAUUUCUUGGUUACCCAAUCCCCAUUUUCUUCAUCUCCCAACUCCCCUUCUGUGGACCCAAUAUCAUUGAUCACUUCUUGUGUGACAUGGACCCACUGAUGGCUCUGUCCUGUGCUCCAGCUCCCAUUAUUGAAUUUAUUUUCUAUACUCAGAGCUCCCUUGUCCUCUUUUUCACUAUUACAUAUAUUCUUCUAUCAUAUACCAUGUUGCUCAGAGCUGUUUUUCAGAUCCCUUCUGCAGCUAGCCAGAAAAAGGCCCUCUCCACCUGUGGUUCCCAUUUAGCUGUGGUGUCUCUUUUCUAUGGGACAGUCAUGGUAAUGUAUGUGAGUCCUACAUAUGGCAUCCCAACUUGCAUGCAGAAGAUCUUCACACUGGUAUAUUCAGUAAUGACUCCUCUCUUUAAUCCCCUGAUCUAUAGUCUUCGUAAUAAGGACAUGAAACUUGCCCUGAGAAAUGUUCUACUUGGAAGGAGAAUUAGUCAAAUUUCUUGA
Equus caballus (horse) is the source of this 978-nucleotide messenger RNA. NCBI's taxonomy places the organism in Eukaryota, Metazoa, Chordata, Mammalia, Perissodactyla, Equidae. The record is from RefSeq and is a predicted model, not a curated record.